Molecule: messenger RNA, 1479 nt
Organism: Tetrahymena thermophila SB210
Lineage: Eukaryota; Ciliophora; Oligohymenophorea; Hymenostomatida; Tetrahymenidae
Exons: 1
Source: RefSeq, a predicted model, not a curated record
AUGCUUAACAUUGACAAAAACGACUAUAUUUAUAAGAUUUAUAAUAAAUCUUUAGAUCUUUAUAGAUAUGGAAAUGAAAUAAAUAAAGAAAGAAAUUUAGACAGCAUUGAGUUUGGGGAUUCUAAAAAUUACAAUAAGUGGGAUAGAAUAGAUUACAAAUGUGAAAAUGAAGCAAAGAAAUAUUGUAAAUCUAUCUAUCAAAAUCUUAAAUAGCUGAAAGCACAUGAUGUUUAUAUAUUUGAAGAACAUUCUGAUAGUGAAAACAAAGCAUUAACUUAGCAGUAGAAUUAUAUUGCUUAUGAAAGAAGAGAAUAACUCCAAAGUAUUAUCGAUUAAAUUAUGGAUUAUCAAGUUAAGAAUAACAUUGUUGAUUAUCACCCUAAUGUCAAUAGUAUUAGUGGUGAAAUUAAAGAUAUUGUUGACAAAGAAAUAAAAGCUUAGGAAAAAAAAAAAUGGUACUAAUACAAACAAAAAAUAGAAAAAUAAUAUAAUACAGCUGAUAUAGUUAAAAUUAGGAAUAUUAUUCAUCAAUCUCUAUAGCCAUACCACAAAGACUACACAAGUUCUCCUAAAAGUAGUGAAAUCGAGGCUUAUUUUAAGAGAAUGAGAAAAAAUAAUGGAUAUGACCAAUGGGGAAAAGAAUCUAAAACUUCAUUCUCUAAUUUUUUGUGGUUACCUGCAGUCUUCUCAUACUCUGAAAAGAAUAAUAUGUAUGAAGUUCAAGGCAAAUUAUUUCAUCCUCUUGAAUAAUGUGCUGAUGUGGUCAAAUUAAAAGAAGAAUUAGGCCAUUUAUUGACUUAUUUCUCAAAACCUCUACAAGAAACUCAUAACUAUUUCAAAACUUUACAUUAUAAUCUCAUGCAUGAUUACUCUGAAUCUUAGUUUUCGGAAAUUUAUGAUAUUAAGUCUAAAGUUGAUUUCUCUUAAAAGAUUCAUGCUAUAGUCAAGAUAAGCGAAAUGGAAAUAGCUCCUAACAGCACUUAUUCAGGUCAAUGGCAUGUUGAAGGGUAUUCAUCUGAUAACAUUCUUUACACUUGCCUUUAUGUCAUUGAAUAAGAUGAAAAUUUAACUAAAGGAAAGCUUAAAUUUAAAAGAACUCCUCGCUCAGAUGAUUUUCCAACUCCUACUAAUUCACAAGAAUAAGGUGCUCAUUAGUAUUGUCCUCACUAUGAAUAUUUAUGCGAUCCUUAUAAACUUAUUCCAUUAGGUUCUCUUGAAAUAAAGGAAAAUUUAAUGAUUAUUUUCCCUAACUAAAAUAUCCACAAAGUAAAGGGGAUCAAAAACAUGACUGACUAGCCUCUCAAAAGAAAGAUAAUAGCCUUUUUCAUAGUUAAUCAUGAAGAUUAACCUUUUACUGUUAACGAUGUCGAAUUCACAAAGCCAAUUGAAGUUAUAAAAGAAUACAGAAUGAAAGAUAUGUAUGAAAGAUCUAAAAACAAGCAGACAGAAGCCUAAUCUUUUGAUUAUUGUGAACAUUGA